GGAGACAGUGACGCCGCCAUUCAAACUGCGAAGCAUGGCAUGUUGGGAUACCCUUUCCAAACAUGGCGGAUCGGGUAGCUGGCUAUAGUUGACUGAUAGCACAUUGAAGAUUGUUUGAUGAAACACAACGCAAGAUUUCAGCAACCUUUUUUGGUCUUCACGGGGACUGAAGCCACAGGACAGACUCAAGGUAAAAACGUGUUAGAGUUUUGACCGCCGUAAUGAGCUAAAAUGAGCUUGCUAAAUAAGAGGCAGAUAGGUAGAGGACCGCGAGCAUGCUAACUGAGCUAGCGGGGUUUCAUAACAUGAUCAAGUUUUAGGGUUUGUAUGUGGUUCAGCUCGGAGGAGUGAAAAGCAAUAUUACUUUGAAAGGAGAGGUUAAAUAGUCACGGCAAUCUGAAGUGGAGAAAUGUCCAGCUAACGUUAGCUACAGUGGUUUAGUUAUUGACUAGCGGCGCAGGCCCAGCUGUGGUUAUCUAACGUGUCGAUGAACUGGAUCAAACUUUCUUUCUCUCUGCGUCUGUAUGCUCCUACACUUACAUGGUCCUGGCCAUUAUACUCCAGAUAGCCUAACUUUCCUUUAGCUACUGCAAUUUACGACCUGUACUCACAUGUUUGCAUUUGUAUUAGACGAGUUAGCUUUAGCCUCAGCUCGCAGAGGCGCCAAUGCGGACCAGCAGUGCUGGUUUUCCUCCCUACCCCGUACCCUGAUGGUAAUGGAUUGUGCUACUGAGUGAAAACCUUUGUCGUGUACGGAAAGUUCCCUGCACAAAAACAUUUAGUAUACUGUGAGGCUGUCUGAGCAUCAGCAGAGCAAAUGAUUGAUGCAUCCAAGAGUUUUGAUCACAGGAAACUACUUUACCAAGUUGAAUGCUGACUAAAGAUCAUGUUUAAUAACUGUUUAAGUAGAACUGUGUGUACUUUAGACGUGAUGAUACCAUCAGCUGUUCCAAAACAUCUAAUCUGGUUUAGAAAUGAUGUGUUGGAUUGAAGGCUUUAGUGGCUUUCAACGGUGAAGUAAAAUGUACGACGAUAGAUAGAAAAUAUAUCUUUUUUUCUUCUUUUUCCCCCCCACCGAUGCUAUCAUGUCAAGUAGAUUCUGUAUGUGUUCUGUCCUUUCCUGCAUCUGAGUACUGCUAAAAACACUCCUUUAGUUAAGUUCCAUUGGACCAUUUUGAGUGUGUGCACCUGUGUUUGGUGUCACUAACCAGAUUAUUAGUGCAAAUGUAAGUCAUUAUUAUUGUUGGUGGUGGUGUGGGAUUAGCCAUGCUACAGCUCGGAUAUUCUGUAAGGUAGCUAUAGAAAAUAUACAUCUUAUUUUGAUACUGCAGUCUUUGAUGCAAAAGUUAAAAUACAUGUUUUCUUUUCUAGUGUUGAAUACAGGAGCAGCAAAACAGUGACAAUAAGCCAAAAUCAGGGGCAGGGGGAAAAUGGAAUGUGCAGUGCACAUUCCUUCGGGUAAGUGGCAGAUGGGACUCAAAUAAAUCUGUAUUUCCAUUUCUGUUUAAAUUUAAUUAUUUUAUUCAGUUUUCCCACAGUUUAUUUUCAUUAACACUGUUGAGGUUAAACAAAACAUACGAAGUGUGUUAAAACAUAACAGUAUUAAAAAAAACUUGCUAAUAUCCCUUUGAAAUUCAAGUCUUCUGUUGUCUUUUAACUCACAAAACUAGUAUUGAGGUGACAUGUCCAGUGAAUGAUGACAGAGUGAAUGAAAACUACUUUAUCUUGGUGCAUUGAUUCUGCUGUAUACUUGUUCAAUCUGAAAUGCUGGCUGUCCUGUUUAGGUGAGGAUGAGGCACCUGAGAAAGAUGAUAUAAAAGCCAAGGAGGAAAACGAACCACCUCCCAAGAAAAACAAGAAACACAGAAAACAUAAGAGCAAAAAGAAAAAGAGGAAGAAGAAGGGCGAGAAGGAAAGUAGUUCAGAGUCAGGUGCUGAGUCUGAUGCAGAGCCACCACCUCCACCAAGACCUGUCAGGACCACCAGAGCCAGGUAAGAGGGACUGAGAUUCAGCUUGGCAUAGAUUUCUUUUUUCUACAAAAGAGAAAGAAUGAAUGAACAGGAUAUAUUUUAUUUAUUUAUUUAUUUUUCCCAAUGUGUUUCUUCGCUCUUUAAAAGCACUGAAUACUAAGAACCAAUCUGUGUUAUAGACAUAUAUUUCUGUGUCCUUGUAUUUGCAGUGCUAGACUGGCUGCUGCUGCAGGAGGUGGAGAACAUGUUGGGCAGAAGGAUGAGAGCAAAAAGGAUGCAGUUACAGGUAAGAUAUCCCAGAAUAAAAAUAUUCAGAUUUCUUUGAUUAAAAUGGAUUAUGGAGGUGUUUGUGCUGGUGAAUUAAAAAAAAGUGUCUUCCCCUAUCUCAGAUCGCGCAGACACAGAGGUAGAUUCAAAAUCGAAGAAACAUAAACGACACGCUGGAAAGAAGAAGAAGAAAAAGAAGAAGAAGGAUGAAAAACAGGAAAAGAAAUCCCCAUCUCGUUCUCCAUCUGAAAGCAGCUCAGCCUCAGGUUCUGAAUCAGAAAGUGAAGGAGGUAAAGGGGCUGGUGAUAGCAAGUACUCCUCAACUGCAGUAUCUGAUCUGCAAGAGCCAGUGUCCAAAUUGCUUCCAAAAAGCAAACGAGGGGAGGAAAAAGGGGUUUCCAUUCAUACGCAGAAGGCUGAGUUCCUUGUAAUGAAAAAAGAGAUUUCAGACAUAGAUGAAUCUUCAGUUAUAGAAAGAGGUAAUAAUACUAAUGGAUCUGAACAAGAUUUGAGGUUUUCCUCUGAAGGCCAGGAUGAGAUAAAACAUACAGCGACAGUUCAGGUUAAAACAGAAGGAAGUCAUACUGGUGGUACGUUUAGUUAUGCCCAGGAGCUCCCUGACAUCAUCCCCAAGCAGGAAAGUGCUACUCCAAGAGAUGAACAAGCCCUGAAAGAUCAGGGUUUUCAGAGGACAAAAGCCAAGGAACAGGAUUCCCCAAGGUCCCAUUCUCCUUCUCCCACAAGGGUCCCAGAUAUCAAAAGGUCUGCCUCAAGUCAAAGCCGGUCUCCAACCCCUGGUUUCACCAGGCUGCAGGCUGACACUCAAACAGCAGCAGCAUGUGAAGGACGCUCAAGAACCCAUUCCAGGUCAACCUCAAAAGGAAAACUUUCCGCAACUCCUAUCAAAAAUCUUCAGCUAUCCCGCUCUCUUUCUCGCUCUCAGUCCCCUAAACCUAGGAGGAAAUCACUGUCCCGCUCUUCAAAGUCUCCCAAAAGAGCUACCUCUCGAUCACGAUCCUCCUCUCGCUCUAUCACUCCCAGGAAGGUUUCAAAACCCCUAAGGAAGUCCAAGUCCCCUAAACGUCAUGGAAGCUCUAUGUCUGCUUCCCCAAGGCGACGCAGAAGUUCCCCAUCCCCUAAAAAAAAGAUGUCACGAUCCCCUAAACGUGGUGGGCGCAGGUCACCCUCUCUGUCCCGUUCUCCAAGAAGAAGUCGAAGAUCAGAAUCACGCCCUCGAGGAAGUACAAGGCGCUCUAGAACACGCUCACCUCGACGAGGUGGUGCAACUGGCAGACGUUCCCGGUCACGUUCUGUCAACCGAACCCGUCGCUCUUGUUCCAGGUCCAGACGCCCUGUUCGUCGCUCCAGGUCACGCUCACCAGCAAGACGUACUGGAGGCAGGCGCUCCAGAAGUCGAUCCUUGUCUCGGCGUAGGAGGUCCCCUCCCCCAAGAUCCAGGCGCUCACGUUCCCGGUCAUUCCGCAGGAGCAGACGGACACGAUCACGUUCCAUUGUAGUCCUAAAGCGCAACAGGCGCUCUAGAUCCAGGACCCCCCAUAAACGGACCAAAUCCAGGACCCCUCCUUCGAGACGACGGUCUAAAUCACGGUCUCCAGUCAGAAGGCGGUCUAGAUCUCCGCCCAGAAGAAACCGUUCCCCACCAAGGUCUGGCAAGCGGUCCAGAUCUCGCUCAUUGUCACGAAGGCAUAGGUCAAAGUCACACUCACCACUGCCUGGCAAGAAGAGGUCCAAAGCCACAAAAAAGAGUGGAAGAAGGUCAAAGUCUAAAUCAGUCUCCCCAGGCUUGAACAGAUCAAAGUCCAGGUCGAACUCAAGCGAUGGGAGGUCUGACAGCUCCUCUCCAGCCAGAUCCACAUCCUUCUCUCCCAUUAAAAAGGGGAAGUCUGCCUCUCCAAAGGCAGACCAGCCAGCUAGUGGAAAGGCAGGCGGAGAAAGUGGAGGACUUCCAGCUCCAGCAGGUCAGACCAUUGACAUUUUUAUAUGAACUACAAUAUUGUAAUGUUACACUAACCCUUAUAAAGGGGGAAAUGACAAAACCUACUUCUUAUCCCUACAAACUUGAAAUCAGUUCUUUGACUUCUAAAAAAUUUCAGGUUUGUGGAUCAUGAAUUUCAUUUGUUAUUUUAUCCAUACUAUGCAGGUGCAUGGAAACCCAUGACCUCAGUAGCUACCCCCAGUCCCCAGGCGGAGAGCUCCUUAGAGAGGUUGCAGCCCGAGAUGCUUGCUCCCAACCAGGAAGAGGAGCACAGAGAACCUGCCAACUCAUGCAAUGAACAAGGUGUCUCCAGGUCAAGGUCCAGUUCCAGAGAGCCUGAGACUGCCCAGGAUGGGUCCAAUUGUUCAGAGGGCUCAGAUGAGGAAGAAUCUUCAUCUCCAAUUAAAACUGCCUCAAAACGCCAGAGAAGCUCCUCAGGUUCAGCAUCACCAGGAAUGCAGAAGAAACAGCUGUCACCGGUGGAUCGCAGGAAACUUUCACGCUCAACCUCAUCGCCCCGACGAUCAACAUCAAAGUCUACAUCCAGAAAGAAGCUGUCCAGGUAUGUUCUGCGUGUGUAUGUGCCGAUCUUAGGUCAAGAGUUUGUGUUCUGUGGGUCCAAAUUUGUGUUGUAAGAAAGGUUGGCAGCUACCAAAAUAACAGUUAAGAUCAAACAAUGAUUCCUUUUUUCUUCAGGUCAAAGUCUCCAGUCAGAAAAAGAGAGUCCGUAUCUCCAACAGAGAAGAAAAAGCGGCGGUCUAAGUCUCCUGCACGGAGGCAAAGGUCACGCUCUGGUACGAGGCGAAAACGGUCAAGCUCCAAGUCCAGAAUCAAAAACCGGCGGUCCAAGUCGCCUGCCCGCAAGAGGCGAUCCAGAACUCGCUCGCCCAAUGCCCGUGGAAGGAGAAGGUCUAAGUCCACAGACAGAAACAAGCGAUCCAAGAGCCGCUCCACAGGCCGGAGAAAAAGAUCCCGGUCAGGAGACAGAGGCAGACGAUCAAGGUCUCGUUCCACCGAUCGCAGACGCAGGUCCAGGUCCAGGGGAAGAGGAAGACGGCCAGUAUUUCGCAGCCGUUCAUUUGAUAGACGGGACAGGUGGAAAAGGGAACCAAGUCACUCUCCAGUUCUUAUUCUACGCAAACAACGUCGCUCAGGGUCUAGGACGAGACGCAGCACGAGCAAGACUCCUCCUCGGCUCACUGAAUUAGGUGAAACAAUUGAAUAGAGAUAACUCAUCUUAACACAAAGAUGUUGCAUGAAUGAAUCAUCUGUUUUAGAUUUGUUCUGUGAAUUUUCCACAAAUUCUGCCUCAUCUUGCUCUUAUCCUCUCUACCAAUCCUGUUCCCUCUCUGCUACAUCACAACUGACUAGGUCUCUCCUGCAUGGUCUUUUUCUUUCAGACAAGGACCAGUUGUUGGAGAUAGCAAAAGCUAACGCUGCCGCCAUGUGUGCGAAGGCCGGGGUGCCCAUUCCUGAGAGUCUUCGACCCAAAGCAAUCCUCCAGCUCCCUUUGCCUACUCCAUCUCCUACCCCACUCUCCCUACCUCUGCCUUUACCUCUCCCAAUGGGCAUGGGGAUGCCCAACAUGCCCAAUAUGCCCAACAUGGGUCCAAUGGGACUGCCCAAUAUUCCAGGAAUGCCCAGUAUGUCCAAUAUCACCAUGAGUGCUGCGAUGGCGAGUAUGACAGCAGCGACCAUGACGGCUGCCUUGACCAACAUGGGUGCUCUGGCUGCCAUGCCUCCUCUUGCCCCACUUCCCACUAUCACAAACAAGCCUCCCCCUAGCCUUGCUCCCCCAGCACCCACCCUUAACCUGGACCACAUUGAGGAAGUUAAGAGGAAGGUCACUCAGCAAGCUAAUAUACACACAAUUAAGGAACUCACUGAGGUAAAUUUGGGUAUAACUGAGUGAAUGCACAAAUUUUAAAGAAAUACAUAAUUAGAAGUCCCAUAUGAUGGUGUUUUUAGCUGUUUACAACAGGUCCUAGUUGUCUUUUAAACAACAUUUUUAAAUGACUUGCAACAAGUCAGUGAAGCAGUCCAAUAUGAAGCAGUCCAUUACUUGGACUGAAUAGAGAUAUUUGUGUUGGUUUUUGGAAUCAACUCAGCAGUGGCUUGUCUGUUUCUAACCUUUGACAUAUAGACUCUGCCACACCAAAUCAAAACCAUAACACUUGAAUGCCUUAGUGAAUCACUUUUGCUGUUAUGUCACCGCAGAAACACAGUGAAAGACAAUUUUUCUGUAGUCCUCCUGCUAAAAACACUAAAUUUUUUUUCCUUCAAAGUGGAGGAUGACAAAAAUGCGGGUAUAGGCAAGGAAAAACAUGUAUUUCAUUAUAUGGGACCUUUAAUCAAAGAGUAUUUUCAUGUCGUUUAUGUUCACUACUAUGCCAACAUAAAGUAAUUUUGUUUUUGAUUGUCUUUUUGCAGAAGUGCAAGAUGAUCGCAAAUAGCAAGGAGGAGAUGGCUGUCGCUAGACCCCAUGUCUCCGAUGAUGAAAGUUAAACCUUGAGGCUGUCACGGUAAUUACUGAUUUCAGUCUGCAUUUGUUGUACAUGAAUGUGUUGAGUUUUAAUUUUAAUCUUGGAGAGGGUAGGACAGUAGCUGGAGCAGGAGGCUGGGUGAAAGAGUGAGGUGUGACAUUCAGGACUGGUGUCUCAUUUUCCCUCAUAUUUUAAUAAUGCUUUAUUAAUUUAACCUUUCUGUGAUGUGGACUUGGUAUUUUUUUUUGAACCAUAGAUAUCCCUCCUCUUCCUUUUGCCUAGCGUUCCCAUUGUCACCCUCUCUUUUGAGGAUCCAUUCCCCUUCCCUAUGUCCGUCAUCAUUUAUAAUCAAGAUUAAUUGAGCCAUUUAUCAGCGACUUGUUAAAACACAAUCAAACCAUUCAUUGUUUGAGAUGGUUUUUCCACUCCAAUUUUCUCAUACAUUUUCAUCUGUUUAAUGACCCACACCAACCAUUCAGCCUGCUGCUCAUUUUAUAAGAUAGCAGACACGAAGAUUUGAACAGAAAUUUUGAAAGCCCUGGUAGUUCUCUAGUCCCACGUUAUUGCAUGUUCUCAUUGUUAACUUUAUGAUUAUUGAAUUCGUCAUGUACAAAGACGACUUAUUUGACAUUAAGAUAAGCCAGAUCAAUUAACUCUAAAUCUCUCUAAAAUUUAUCAAGAGUCUCUACCUUAAAAACGCUGCAUGCAUUUAAAAUUUCUGUGUGGAGUGUUUUGCAGGUACUGGUACAGACUAAUAAUGCUUUGACUUCUUAAUGAGCUACACAUGCAAAUAAGACAGUGCUGGAGUGCGUGCAUAUGUAGAUGAAGGCCAAUAAAAAGUUUAUACCAUAAAUAGUUUACACCAUCAUGAAGGUUUGAGGGUCUCACCCAGAAAACUUUUAGCACCUAACAUUUCCCUCUCUCCAGUCUUUUAACUUUUUAUGCACCAAAUUUUGCAUUUAUUUAAGACAUGCAGCUCUGCAGAAAUGUUUGAGCUGUCGCAGUACAUAAGAAGCCCAUUCAAAUUCAUAUGUAGCUUUUUAUGAUAUGUCUAGACAGCUAACUGAGAUCACUUGGAGUAGCAGACAUUGUUCUGAUUAUAAAAUUAAAAAAUGCUGACUUUUAAAAAGUAUCAGCCCUUCUCUGAAUCAUGGUCAUCUCAUUCUUUUUCAUGUACUCAAAUUAGUCUGCUCCUCUUAUGAUGAUCUUCAUCAGUAUAAUAUUUUAUCUGCAACACGACUCCUGUUUUCAGACGUUUCACCUGUGACUCUGUUAUCAGGUGAGCCUCAUGUCAGGAGAGUUGUUGAUUGUGAUAUGGUAAAACAUUCAGAGUGAUAUCAAAAAUGAGACAUUGCUGUGCCAACAGUGCCUGUCAUGAGAAAAAACAGUGGGAAUACAGACUCUAGUCCUCAAUGUAUGCUAGCGGCACAGACAGAGGACACACUAGUUUGUUGAUCAAACCAUCAUGACGGUGACUGUGAAUAGCAAUUAAAAUGUGCCACGGUCAGCAAAUGUAGAUGGGGCUCCUUAAGCAAGUAGUGUAUAUGUGUGGGAAACAUUGGAGACCAAAAUCUGUAAGAUACACCAUUUCUGUUUUUCUGUUUUAAAUGCUUGAAAGGGCAGCAGUAAUGAUAUUUCAGUAGAAAAUUCAACUCACACAAUUUUGAAAGCCUUGGUGGUUAAUUAAAAAGUCUGGAGGUACUGGUUUGUCCGUGGGGUGUGUUUACUCAACAUAGACCCAAAGUCCUUACUGAACCUUGAAAACAAAUAGCCAAUACUCUACCCAGUGCUCAUUUAAAAAAUGCUAUAACAAAUGUUGACAUUGUCUUCUUCUCUGAUCACAGCCACUCCGCUCAAAGGACUGAAGGAAAACUGUCGAACUGAAGGACAUGCCUGGAAGAGUUCUCUUUGGCAGCCAGAUGACCUGACUGAGCCACAAAAACCGCCAAGAAGUUCACCCUCGUUGUCACAUUUAUGAUAUAGGCGCACCUGUACCAGCCACUGCCCCUCCCCUCUCUCCUGUUUGCUUGUGUGUAUGAGAGAGAGAGAGAGAGAGAGACGGUCACCUGUGAAACCACUGACAAGACUGGACACACUGACAUGUGUUGUCUAACUGUACGUCAUGUAUAGUAAGUGUAAGUGUGUGUGAAUGCUGAACAAGUGCGUGUAUGCGUGUCUAUAUAGUGACUCUCACCUGAAACUCCUCAGUGUUGCUGCUCAUUUAAGCAGUCGCUGUUGUGAUGAUUGAAGAGGAAACAAACCAAACUAACAAGUGGCGCAAGUGUUUUUGUAAAAAGAAAAAAAAAAGUUUCUCUAGAUUUGUUUUCAUUUUAUUCUUUCUGGAAAGACUGUGUGAGCUGGAGACCUCCUCCCUGUUCUGCGGUGUCCCCUUAGUUAUCUCCAGUCUCUGGUUUUAUAUACAAUUAAUGCCGAUAAAGUUUUCCUAGAUCCUCACAUGUGUUUGUUCCCUCAACUACCCUGGAUGUUUAAAGAAAGAUAGUGACUACAAGUUGUGGAUCCUGGGACAGAGUGAGCAAUUGGAUUUUUCUGCAGGGGGAGAAAAACUGAAUAAUAUUGGCUGUUGUAACUUUGAUUCCCAAACAUCAAUCACUCUGUAAGUGCUGCCCUGGGUGUGAUUUUUGUUUUCUCUACUUGAUGGCACCAAGUGGGGAAUUAUCCUUGACUCUUAACAGGUCUUUUCGUUUGGGUGUUUUUAAGAUUUUCUUUUUCCAAAUUGGAAACGUGUUUGCUGUAGAGUGAAAUGCUACAGUUUGAACAUUUCCAUCCUAACUGCUGCUGUGGUUUGUGUUCUGCGAAAAACAAAAAUCUUAAUGUUUGAUAAUUAGAAUUAAAGAUGCAGAAAAGUUGAAAAGAAAGUUCUUGCUGGUUAUUUACAUGGUAGUGUUUUAAGAGACAUUUGAAGGGUUGGUUUUUAUCUAGUUUCUGGGGGGAACUUUUGAUGCCUUUUUUUUUUUUUUUUCAGAUAUUCAGUUUGACAGCAAAACAGAACCUGUCAUAACCAAAUUGACUGGACCUCCAACCAGCAGACUUGAGCUGUAAUAUAUUUUUUCCUGCUAAGACGGACAAAGACAAAAAUCUAACUUGCUGUAAACAUCAAAUUUUGAAUGGAGGAAUUGAACUUUGUGUGACUGAACAAGCAGUUUUUUUUUAAACCACUUACCUUUUGUUUUUCUUUUGCUGUUGUUUGGAUUAAAAUAUACAUUUUAUCUCAUGUUGUUUUUUUUUUUUAAAUUCAUAUUAAAAGGGGCACGUAUGCGGUACACCAGUUAGCUGGUGGUGACCCGUUCUGGUUGGACCUUCUGUAGACAGGUUUGUGUUUUAUUCAACUGUGCCAUUAAUAUUUUUGUGUGUAAGACAAUCAGGAUCUUUGUUCGGAGGAAAGGAGAACUUCGAUAACGCAGCAUCAUGUUCAGGAAAGAUACUGAUUGAGGGAAGCUAACAAAGCAAAAACCCAACAACUCCUCUAAUCUAAUGAGAGAUUUCAAACACUCUCAAUUGUGAAAGUCACCCUGACCAGUCAUGGGUUUUCCCUGUCUUGGUGAAAGGAGAAUGUGUUUGGUAAACAUUUGUCCCGGCGGGCAACAUAAAAAAAAAGAUGAAAAUGGGGCUUUUGGGGAAACUAGCACCGUUGAGUUAACUUCUUGAUCAAUCCCUCUUUGUCAGUGUGCCACACCCAGGGCUGUCAAACUUGAACUACUGACUCUGUACCAAAAGUUUUCAACUGUUAACUCCCCUGAGACGGUCUUCAGCUGUUUUAAUGGCAGAGAAACAAGUCAAAGAAAUGCAUUUUAGGGUCCCUUUUGGUCAUUUGGGUAUAAAUUUGCUUGCUUUGUACAUAAAUGUGUUGAUGAUUAUUAAAACCUCAAUGAUCUGUAA
Messenger RNA from Xyrichtys novacula (pearly razorfish), 10614 nucleotides. The record is from the annotation of a GenBank genome assembly. Lineage: Eukaryota; Metazoa; Chordata; Actinopteri; Labriformes; Labridae.